CCGCAGCCUUCCGCGCGCCGCCGCCGGCACCGGCACAGAGCCCCGACGCGUCAUCCUCGGCUACCGCUCCGGCCCGCUUGGCAAGAUGUCGGUGAAGGAGGGUGCGCAGCGCAAGUGGGCGGCACUGAAGGAGAAACUGGGGCCGCAAGACUCAGACCCCACCGAGGCCAACCUGGAGAGCGCUGAGCCCGAGCUGUGCAUCCGGCUGCUGCAGAUGCCCUCUGUGGUCAACUACUCUGGUCUGCGCAAGCGCCUGGAGAGCAGUGAUGGCAGCUGGAUGGUGCAGUUCCUGGAGCAGAGUGGCCUGGACCUGCUGCUUGAGGCGCUGGCACGGCUGUCAGGCCGUGGUGUGGCCCGCAUUGCAGAUGCCCUGUUGCAGCUCACUUGCAUCAGCUGUGUGCGGGCUGUCAUGAACUCGCAGCAGGGCAUUGAGUACAUCCUCAGCAACCAAGGCUAUGUGCGCCAGCUCUCCCAGGCCCUGGACACGUCAAACGCGAUGGUCAAAAAGCAGGUGUUUGAGCUGCUGGCCGCCCUAUGCAUCUACUCACCUGAGGGUCACACACUGACUCUGGAUGCCCUAGACCAUUACAAGACCGUGUGCAGCCAGCAGUACCGCUUCAGCAUCAUCAUGAGUGAGCUCUCUGACAGUGACAACGUGCCCUACGUGGUCACCCUGCUGAGUGUUAUCAAUGCCAUCAUCUUGGGCCCCGAGGACCUCCGCACCCGUGCCCAGCUGCGGAGCGAGUUCAUCGGGCUGCAGCUACUGGACAUUCUGACCCGACUGCGAGACCUGGAGGAUGCUGACCUGCUGAUACAGCUGGAGGCCUUUGAUGAGGCCAAGGCUGAGGAUGAGGAGGAGCUGCAACGUGUCUGCAAUGGCAUCAACAUGAAUAGCCACGAGCAGGUCUUUGCCUCCCUGUUCCACAAGGUGAGCUGCUCUCCAGCGUCGGCCCAACUACUGUCCGUGCUGCAGGGCCUCCUGCACCUGGAGCCCACCAGCCGCUCAGGCCAGCUGCUCUGGGAGGCCUUGGAGAGUUUAGUGAACCGGGCUGUGCUCCUGGCCAGUGAUGCUCAAGCAUGCACUCUGGAGGAGGUGGUGGAACGACUACUAUCGAUCAAAGGACGGCCCAGACCACGACCCCUGGAUAAGGCUCACAAGAGCAUCCAGGCCAACCUAGACCAGAGUUUGAGGGACAAAUCCCCCCAAAACUCUACUGCCCCCAUGGUUGAAGUGGAGGGCCAGCAGCAGCCAGCAAUAGCUCCUUCCUGCCAGCGUGCAGGUGGUAUCCAGAGCUCUGGUGAUGACUUAACUCCACAGCCAGUAGCCUUUGAGCAGCGGGCAUUGGUACCACCUGUGCCCAUCUCUCCCCUCCCCAGCUCCAAUGUUGGGAUCCCUCCACCCCCACCUCCCCUGCCAGGCCUAGAGACCACAUCUCCUCCAGCACCCCCACCACCACCACCCUUGCCACCUCCUCUGCCAGGCCUGAGGGCCAUAUCCCACCCAGCACCUCCUCCACCACCACCCCUGCCUGACUCCUGUAGGACCAUGCCCCCACCACCACCUCCACUCCCAGGCAUGGGGUGCCCUCCUCCUCCUCCCCCACUGCCUGGAAUGGGCUGGGGCCCUCCUCCACCCCCUCCCCUCCCUGGCAGCUCCGCUCCCACUGUGGGGGGUGGCGUAGAAGAGGUCAUCAUGGCCCAGGUGGACCACGGCCUAGGCUGUGCCUGGGUCCCCAGCCACCGCCGAGUGAACCCUCCCACACUACGCAUGAAGAAGCUGAACUGGCAGAAACUGCCAUCCAACGUGGCCCGAGAACAGAACUCCAUGUGGGCGGCACUGAGCAGCUCCUGCACAGAGGCGGUGGAGCCCGACUUCUCCAGCAUCGAGCAGCUGUUCUCCUUCCCUGUGACCAAGCCCAAGGAGCCCUUCACUGCACCAACCAGGAAGGAGCCCAAAGAGGUCACUUUCCUAGACUCCAAGAAGAGUCUGAACCUUAACAUCUUCCUGAAGCAGUUUAAAUGCUCCAAUGAGGAGGUCACCACCAUGGUCCGAGCUGGGGACACUACCAGGUUUGACGUGGAGGUUCUCAAGCAGCUCCUGAAGCUCCUUCCAGAGAAGCAUGAGAUCGAGAACCUGCGGGCAUUCACAGAGGAGCGAGCCAAGCUGGCUAACGCCGACCAGUUCUAUGUCCUCCUGUUGGACAUUCCCUGCUACCAGCUGCGGGUGGAGUGCAUGCUGCUGUGCGAGGGCACGGCCAUCCUGCUGGACAUGGUGCGGCCCAAGGCCCAGCUGGCACUCACCGCCUGUGAGAGCCUGCUCACCAGCCAGCGGCUACCUGUCUUCUGCCAGCUGAUCCUGAAAAUUGGGAAUUUUCUCAACUACGGCAGCCACACAGGAAACGCUGACGGCUUCAAGAUCAGCACAUUGCUGAAGCUCACAGAGACCAAGUCCCAGCAGAGCCGUGUGACACUGCUACACCAUGUGCUGGAGGAAGUGGAGAAGAGCCAUCCAGACCUGCUCCAGCUGCCCUGUGACUUGGAGCCACCCUCCCAAGCUGCAGGGAUCAACUUGGAAAUCAUCCAUUCUGAGGUUACUGCCAACCUGAAGAAGCUUCUAGAAACAGAGCAGAAGGUGUCUGCCUCGGUCUCUGAAGUGCAGGAGCAGUACACCAAGCGUCUCCAGGCCAACAUUGAGGCCUCUCGGGCACUGGGCAAUGUGUUCAAAGCCAUCGAGCAGAAGAAGCUGGAGCUGGCUGACUACCUGUGUGAAGACCCUCAGCAGCUGUCCCUGGAGGACACGUUCAGCACCAUGAAGACCUUCCGGGACCUCUUCACCCGUGCCCUGAAGGAGAACAAAGACCGGAAGGAGCAGGUAGCAAAGGCGGAGAGAAGGAAGCAGCAGCUGGCUGAGGAGGAGGCACAGAGGCCUAGGGGCGAGGACGGGAAGCCUGUCAGGAAGGGGCCCGGGAGGCAGGAGGAGGUAUGUGUCAUCGAUGCCUUGCUAGCUGACAUCAGGAAGGGCUUCCAGCUGCGCAAGACUGCCCGUGGCCGAGGAGACUCCGAAGUGGCCAGCAAAGCAGCCAUGGCAGAUCCCCCUAAGGCCCCUGAGCCUGCAGCUGCCAGUGGCCCUGCACAAAACCUAGCGGGUGGCACCAACCACUCUGCCUCAGAGCCAGGCAUGAAUGCCACAGCAGCCAGUGAGCCGCAAGGCUGGGACCUUGUAGAUGCCGUAAUCCCUAGCCCCCAGACCUCUGAGGCUGAAGAGGAGGGCCAUCCCCCAGCCCUGGAGAGGCGUUCCUCCUGGUAUGUUGAUGCCAGUGACUUCCUGGACCCUGAGGACACUUUGAACACCCAGCCCUCAGAAGGCACGUGGCCUGUAACUCUGGGAGAUGCUAGGGCCUUGAAACCCCUCCAGAUCUCCAGCAAUAAGGCCCAUGGGGCUGAGAGCUUACGACAGGAUGUUGGGGACCCUGAAGCCUUGUGGGACAUCCACCAAGCCAAGGCAGACAGCACAUGCAAGGGACCAGAUGACACAGCUGUGCAAAGCCACGGCACCCACCUCCCUACCACCGGCCCUGGAGGAGAGGAAGACAAGGAGGAUACAGCCCCAGAGUCUGUGCUGGACACAUCCCUGGACCAGUCCUUCUCUGAGGACACAGUGACAGAUUCCUCAGGGUCUGGAACGCUCCCCAGGACCCGAGGCUGGGCCUCAAAGGGGACAAGCAAGCGAAGGAAGAAGCGUCCAUCGAGGAACCAGGAAGAGGUUGCCCCUGAUUCUGAUGACAAUAAAACAAAAAGGCUGUGUGUGAUCCAGUGAGGCCUCAGACCCAGGUCCAGAGCCAAGUGAGCUCCCUCUCCAGCUCCACACAGCAGUGAGCACUAGACAUGCUGCUUUGAGAGGCUCUUCAGGACCAGGCUGGGACUGGGUCCCUGAGAAGCAAAACCCCGUGCCUUACCCAGCCAGGGCCCUCAGGAGCCCUCUCGAGCAUCAGUGCCAGGACCUGGCCUGGCAACCCCAUGGACCAUCUGCACACCCCCAGCUUCAUGAUCUGCUUUGAGACAAGGACCCACCCUCUACUGCAUGUACCUCAGAGGUGGGAGCAGGGCACCCUCCUGACUGUGGCCCUAGGGAGAUACAGCCACUUGCCAUGGCCCUGCCUCUGCUGGCUCACCUGGUAUAUAGUUGGAGCAGUUUUUCUGCAUCUUUAUUGUUCUGCAGUAGCUGAGGGGUGGUGAGAGGGACCCAAGAAGAGCAGGCUGGCUAGCAGUGCUGUGGGGAGGCUAAGGCCCUUUACCCAUGGAGGCUGGCCCGAACUUAGUAUGACCUGAGGGUGGAGAGAAUCUGCAUUGUGACUCUGUACCUGGACCAGCCAUCUUGUCAUCAGAGGGCCCCCACUGGGGCUAGUUGUCCUGGCUGGUGAGUCCCAGGUAACAAAAAGGAGCAAUACAGAGUGGCCCCCAGAAACUGCCAUCUCCCUCUUCAUGGACUACCUAGUGGGAAACAGACUGCCCUUGCCCGGUCCCUCCACUCCCGCCCUGAGGUGUGCUCUGCUGAGACCAGCAGCCAGGAGAACUUUGCCCAAUAAAGAACAGUGUAGCCCUGAAAGCCA
Jaculus jaculus (lesser Egyptian jerboa) is the source of this 4610-nucleotide messenger RNA. RefSeq names its product inverted formin 2 (gene Inf2). NCBI's taxonomy places the organism in Eukaryota, Metazoa, Chordata, Mammalia, Rodentia, Dipodidae. Gene Ontology annotation, biological process: actin cytoskeleton organization. Gene Ontology annotation, molecular function: small GTPase binding; actin binding. The record is from RefSeq and is a predicted model, not a curated record. The transcript has 23 exons. The coding region runs from base 86 to 3817 and encodes 1243 amino acids.